Molecule: messenger RNA, 1434 nt
Organism: Gastrolobium bilobum
Lineage: Eukaryota; Viridiplantae; Streptophyta; Magnoliopsida; Fabales; Fabaceae
Product: cyclin-A2-2-like
Exons: 11
Coding region: 1-1434 (477 amino acids)
Biological process (GO): mitotic cell cycle phase transition; regulation of cyclin-dependent protein serine/threonine kinase activity
Cellular component (GO): nucleus; cytoplasm; cyclin-dependent protein kinase holoenzyme complex
Molecular function (GO): cyclin-dependent protein serine/threonine kinase regulator activity
Source: RefSeq, a predicted model, not a curated record
AUGAAUAAGGAGAAUGCUAUGGUUGGUGGUGGUGCUGUCAGGGUCACUCGAGCAAGGACUAGAGCCUUUAGGGGUGUAUCUGUCUCCUCAAGACCCUCAGUACUAUGCACCAAAAGAGCAGCUUCUGAUGACAUUAAAUCUCCUGUUGUGUCUUCUACCUCUGCUGAUAAGAGCAUGGAAGUGUUAACAAAUGUUACAAACAUAUGCAGAAAAUCACAUGAUAAGUGUAUUAAGGCACCAAAAUUUCAGAGAAGAGGAGGUUAUAAGAAGAGAAACACAAAGGUAGCUUCAGGUGUCUCCAUUCAAGUUCUGUCAACCAAAGUGGAUGUUAGAGCAAAGUUAGAUAAUGAUUUGUCCACAAUAAAGAUGGAUGAGUCACAUGACACCAUUGUCACGGAAAGGCUAGAAGAGAGAGAGACACUGCAACCUUGUAUGUCCAAUAGCAUGAGAGAAAGUGUUAUGGCAGAUCCCUUCCUUUCAAUGCAGGAGACUCUGAUGUCUGAUGAACUUCUAAGCUCUCCAAAUAAAGACAAAGACAUGAUUUGUGAUAAACUAAGAGCCUCAGAAGUCUUUGGCAUUAUGGACAUUGAUUCAGAGUUAAAGGAUUCUCAAGUUUGGAGUUCAUAUGCCCCAGAUAUAUACAAUUAUAUAUGUGUGAGAGAGCGUGAAAGGAGACCGUUAACCAAUUACAUGGACAAGUUGCAGCAAGAUAUCACUCCGAGCAUGCGGGGAAUUCUGGUUGAUUGGCUUGUGGAGAUUUCUGAGGAAUAUAAGCUAGUUCCAGACACUCUUUACCUAACAGUGAAUCUCAUUGAUCGUUUUCUUUCUAGAAGUUUGAUUCACAAACAAAGGCUCCAGUUGCUUGGUGUCACUUGCAUGCUGAUUUCAUCAAAGUAUGAAGAGAUUCGUGCUCCUCAAGUGGAAAAAUUUUGCUUCAUCACUGAUAAUACAUACAAGAAAGCAGAGGUAUUGGAAAUGGAGAAAGAAGUUCUAAAUCUUUUGCAUUUUCAAUUAUCUGUUCCCACAACCAAAACAUUUCUCAGGAGGUUCAUCCAAGCAGCACAAUCUUCUGAUUCUUCCUACAAGGUUCCUUGUGUUGAACUGGAAUUCCUUGCAAAUUAUUUAGCAGAGCUUACUCUUGUUGAAUACAGCUUCUUGCAGUUUCUACCUUCCCUGAUAGCUGCAUCUGCUGUAUUACUUGCUAGAUGGACCCUCAACCACUCAGAACAUCCAUGGAAUCCAACUCUGGAGCACUAUACAAAUUACAAAGUGUCAGAGCUCAAAACUACUGUCCUUGCACUUGCAGAUUUGCAACUUAAUACCAAAGGCUGUUGUCUGAAUGCUAUUCCUGAAAAAUAUAAACAAGAGAAGUUCAAGAAUGUGGCAUAUUUGUCUCCAAAACCGGUGCAGUCACUUUUUGAGGUUCAAGUGUAA